Messenger RNA from Colletotrichum destructivum, 2278 nucleotides. RefSeq lists its product as uncharacterized. NCBI's taxonomy places the organism in Eukaryota, Fungi, Ascomycota, Sordariomycetes, Glomerellales, Glomerellaceae. The transcript is spliced from 2 exons. The record is from RefSeq and is a predicted model, not a curated record. The coding region runs from base 408 to 1655 and encodes 415 amino acids.
CUGAACACGACAUCCGAGCCCAGGCCUGUCCGUCUUUCAACCGCGUGGUCGAAACGCCUCCUCAAUCGCCUUUCUUCCCUCAUCUCUUCCCUUUUUCCCCCUGCCUCUGCUUCACACCAUCCACCUCGAGCAUCGUCGCUCUCGCCCUUUCAUCCCUAAACAGCCCAUCAAUUGUGCGCCCACAUCUCCCUUGCGCACCCCUUCUCCAUCUCUUCCAACCCUCUCCACGUCUUUCUCCAUCAGGGAAGCAUCGAAACAGACAACCGUGACCCUCAACGGCACCCUGAGAUUGCGGCACUUGAUCCGACAAGCUGUUGUCUUGCUGCACCACAUCUCCUAAUCGACACCAUCCAACCACCCCUUAAUAUCUACCAACCGGCGCUGCUGCUGCCACUAAAACCGCAACAAUGACGGCCUCAGACUUCUUGACUACCCAGACCGUGGGUGGCUACCUUGUCUGCUUCAUGAUCGCCGGUGGCUUCAUCUACCACUAUUCCAACAAGAACAAGCCUGCGCAGAUUGCCAAGCAGGCAAAGGCCUACGUCGAACCCCGAAAGGAUAACAACGCAAAGAAGCAGCGAAAGGCCGCCUUUGCUUCAAGCGCACAAAAGUCGACUGCAGAGGACAAGGCCUCAUCAAGUGCAGUCGAGAGCAAAUGGCUGAGCAAUGACUCCAAGGAGGAUGUUGAUAACGCCGACUUUGCCAGGAGAAUGGCCAGCAUCAAGGAAGGCAAGAAGUUUGACGGCAAGUCUUCGGGAGACUCCAAGAAGAAGACCAAGUCCGUCAAGCAGUCCCGUGCCGCCGAGAAGAAGCCCGUCCAGGUUUCCGAAGAGAAGGAGCCCGCUCCCGCUCCCGCUCCCACUCCCGCUGUUGAGGCUGUCGAGACCGUCGAGGACGUUGAAGAAAGCUCCUCUGCCGCUUCCCCCGAGCUCACGCCGGUCGACCCCAGCGGUGUCAGCGACAUGCUCGAGCCUUCCGCCGGCGGACCCUCGGUCCUUCGCCUGACGGGUACCGACAAGGAGAAGCCCAAGGCCAAGAACCAGAAGGUCCCCGAGAAGGCCGAGACCAAGAAGCAGCGCCAGAACCGCCAGAAGGCCGAGGCCAAGAAGGCGGCUCGCGAGGAGGAGGAGAAGGAGCGCAAGGUCAAGCUCGAGAAGCAGCGCCGUGCUGCUCGCGAGGCUGCCGGUAUUCCUGCCAAGGACGGCUCUCAGUUCAUGGCCAGUGUCAACGGCAGCCAGUCCGCCUGGACUGCCGGCUCCCCCAACGGCGCCUCCGCCAACGGUACUUCCCCAGCCGUCCAGCCUCUCGACACCUUCGAGGCCCCGGCCAACAACCGCACCGCCGCGCCCGCCGCCACCCCUCAGUCCUCCAACACCUGGAUCUCGUCGCUUCCCUCGGAGGAGGAGCAGAUCGAGCGCCUCAAGGAGGAUGACGAGUGGAACACGGUUCCGGCCAAGUCGAAGAAGGCCAAGAAGGAGAACCGCACCCCUUCUCCUGAGCCUGCCAAGGCCGCCGCCGCUCCUGUUCAGUCUCGCCCCAUUGCCCAAGCUGUCCAGAAGCCCGCGUCCAACGGCAAGACGGCGAAGCCUGUUCAGUCCAACUUUGGAUCCUUCUCCGCCCUCAGCACCGAGGAGGAAGAGGAGUGGGAUGUAUAAGCGGCUUCGGGCAUGUCGGACGUCAUUCUCCAGGAUAUUCCGCCCUCAGACACGUGCUUCUAAAUCGACAUUACAUCCUGUUCGCGCAGUCUGACCAUCACCUGUUAUUCUAACUGUAAAAUACCUCUCUUCCUGGAGUGCGGAGCUACCACCAAAAAAAAAAACCUCAUGCAACCCCUUUGGACGUCAUGGAAGGACGCCAAUCUCGGAUCGAUCGCGUUCCCGCGAGCCGGCGGCGUGGUCGAGGACUGGCACAUGGCUUGCCAUGGCGCACACCACAUAAACACAAAAAAGAUCUCAGCCACAGCACGAGGUCUGGAGUUGGGGGAUAACAUUGGCCAGCGGGCUGAGUGAUUUGCACAUGCUUUCUUUUUCUUUCCUUUCGACGUCGAGGUCGGCUCUUAUUGAUGGAUGGGGGGAGAGCAGUGUGGUGAAGGUGGAGGGAGGGUGACGCAGGAUCACGACGUCUAACGAGGAAGUCGGGUUUGGACUCGGGUGGAAACAAACAAAAUGCAACCUUUCCUCGGGGCAGAAUCGGUUGAAUCGCAUGGGAACGGCCAUGCGGCGGCACCUUUGAUCGUUGUUGCGUUUAGCGCAGAAUCACGCUAGAUACUUUCAAUGGG